CACGCGCACAGACGCAGAGACGCGCGAGCGCAGGCGUACAGGGGUGUCUGUGCGCCUGCGCCGGGGUUGCUAGGCUCCACACGAUUAAAGCACUGUAUAGUGAAGGAGUAGUGGACGCGGGGAUUCCGGAAGCUCACUCUUCACCCGGAAAUGGUUGUUGAGAAACAUGGCGUUGCUGAUACGAGUCCUUGGGAGGCAGACUAGCACCUCUCAGUGGAUUCCAGUAUGCAGCAGAUUGGUACCAUUGUCUCCUACAAAAGUACCAUGGGGCAGGACUCUGUGUGGCACUUCCCAGUGGCUCCAGAUUAGCCAGUCCCUAAGCUGUGGAAGGUCAGAACAGAUUCCUGGAGUAGACAUGCAGCAGAGAAGAAAAUAUCACAUCACAAAUAAGCUUCCAACCACCAAAGAUUCCCCACAGCCAGUUGAGGAGAAGGUUGGUCCCUUCACGAAGAUAAUAGAAGCCAUGGGAUUCACAGGACCUUUGAAAUACAGUAAAUGGAAGAUUAAGAUUGCAGCCUUGCGCAUGUACACUAACUGUGUGGAGAAAACUGACUUCGAGGAAUUCUUUCUAAGGUGUCAAAUGCCAGAUACAUUCAAUUCAUGGUUUCUUAUAACCCUACUUCACGUCUGGAUGUGUCUAGUCCGAAUGAAGCAGGAAGGCCGGAGUGGGAAAUAUAUGUGUCAAAUCAUAGUUCAUUUUAUGUGGGAAGAUGUUGAGCAGCGUGGCAGAAUCAUGGGGGUUAAUCCCUACAUCCUGAAGAAGAACAUGAUCCUCAUGACAAACAGUUUCUAUGCAGCAAUCUUGGGAUAUGAUGAGGGGAUCCUUUCAGAUGAUCACGGGCUGGCUGCUGCCCUCUGGAGGACCUUCUUCAACCAGAAAUGUGAAGACCCUCGACAGCUUGAGUUGCUGGUAGAAUAUGUGAGGAAACAGAUGCAGUACCUGGACUCCAUGAAUGGCGAGGAUCUGCUUCUGACAGGAGAAGUGAGCUGGCGCCCUCUGGUGGAGAAGAAUCCUCAGAGCAUCUUGAAGCCCAAUACUCCAACUUACAAUGAUGAAGGUCUUUGAAGGACUGACUGGUCCCUCCAGGCUUUGAGGAACUACAGCAAAAGAAGUGCUUGUUUGGCCCAGGACCCCCACAGAAAGUGGCCCAAACUGACCUGUGAACAGCAUCUGUCAAAUACCUGGCCCAUUUGUUGAUUUUCCUCUUAACGUGCCCAGGAGUCUGAUCUGGUGGGGGUAUAAUGCUGGCAAAACCUUUAGCUCUUCUGAGAUGUUGUCUCCCUCAAAAGGAGCCCCCAAAGCUGGUCGUGGGGAUGCACACUGUAUUCCCAGCACUCUGGGAGGCUGAGGCAAGAAGAUUGCAAGUUCCAGCCCAGUCAGUGAGACCCUGUCUCAAAAUAAAAAACAGGAAAAGGGCUGGGGAUAUAGCUUAGUGCAAAAGCCCAUGCCCUUUGCACUAAGCCAUGGUUCAUCCCCCAGUCCUACAAAAACAGUAACAACAAAAACAACAAAGGAGCCCCAAGUAAAAGCUCCCUAACACAUGCUCCCUAAAUCCCUGUAGCAGCCUUUCCUACAGGAAAGGAUGGAGGGGUAGAAAGGGGACACACCCUCCCCCAAGGGCCUGCUGUGGUCUAGGAGCUGUUUGUAAUGCUGCCAAGUCAAGAUGGGUAGCCUCACUCUGUCCCCUGGCUUUGAGCCGUGGGGUUGAAUUGGCCAUUAAAAGAAGCAGAUUUCUGUCUA
Messenger RNA from Cavia porcellus (domestic guinea pig), 1741 nucleotides. Its product is annotated as ubiquinol-cytochrome c reductase complex assembly factor 1. Gene Ontology annotation, cellular component: mitochondrion. The record is from RefSeq and is a predicted model, not a curated record. Lineage: Eukaryota; Metazoa; Chordata; Mammalia; Rodentia; Caviidae. Gene Ontology annotation, biological process: mitochondrial respiratory chain complex III assembly. The coding region runs from base 167 to 1066 and encodes 299 amino acids. The transcript has 10 exons.